UGAUGAAAGCUGUCUGAAGUAUCAGAUAAUCAUGCAGAUCUUCGUCAAGACACUGACAGGAAAAACUAUCACCCUUGAAGUUGAAGCUUCCGAUACAAUUGAGAACGUGAAAGCAAAGAUUCAAGAUAAAGAAGGUAUUCCUCCAGACCAACAGAGGUUGAUCUUUGCUGGUAAACAAUUGGAAGAUGGGCGCACACUUUCUGAUUACAAUAUACAAAAGGAAUCAACCCUGCAUCUUGUACUUCGUCUGAGAGGAGGAAUGCAAAUUUUCGUCAAGACCCUUACAGGAAAAACGAUAACUCUAGAAGUUGAGGCAUCAGACACUAUUGAAAAUGUCAAGGCCAAGAUUCAGGAUAAAGAAGGUAUUCCACCCGAUCAACAGAGAUUGAUCUUCGCUGGUAAACAAUUGGAAGACGGACGCACGCUGUCAGACUAUAAUAUUCAAAAGGAAUCGACUCUUCACCUUGUUCUUCGCCUUCGUGGUGGUAUGCAAAUUUUCGUGAAGACCCUUACAGGAAAAACUAUCACACUUGAAGUUGAAGCUUCCGACACGAUAGAAAAUGUAAAAGCAAAAAUUCAAGAUAAGGAAGGAAUUCCGCCAGAUCAACAGAGAUUGAUUUUUGCGGGUAAACAACUGGAAGAUGGACGCACACUAUCAGAUUACAACAUUCAGAAGGAAUCAACUCUCCACCUUGUUCUUCGUCUUCGUGGUGGUAUGCAAAUUUUCGUCAAGACCCUUACAGGAAAAACAUUGAUCUUCGCUGGUAAACAAUUGGAAGACGGACGCACGCUGUCAGACUAUAAUAUUCAAAAGGAAUCGACUCUUCAUCUUGUUCUUCGUCUCAGAGGAGGAAUGCAAAUUUUUGUAAAAACCCUUACAGGAAAAACGAUAACUCUGGAAGUUGAGGCUUCAGACACUAUUGAAAAUGUCAAGGCCAAGAUUCAGGAUAAAGAAGGUAUUCCGCCAGAUCAACAGAGAUUGAUCUUCGCUGGUAAACAAUUGGAAGACGGACGCACGCUGUCAGACUAUAAUAUUCAAAAAGAAUCGACUCUUCACCUUGUUCUUCGCCUUCGUGGUGGUAUGCAAAUUUUCGUCAAGACCCUUACAGGAAAAACGAUAACUCUAGAAGUUGAGGCUUCAGACACUAUUGAAAAUGUUAAGGCCAAGAUUCAGGAUAAAGAAGGUAUUCCGCCAGAUCAACAGAGAUUGAUCUUCGCUGGUAAACAAUUGGAAGACGGACGCACGCUGUCAGACUAUAAUAUUCAAAAAGAAUCGACUCUUCACCUUGUUCUUCGCCUUCGUGGUGGUAUGCAAAUUUUCGUGAAGACCCUUACAGGAAAAACUAUCACACUUGAAGUUGAAGCUUCCGAUACGAUAGAAAAUGUAAAAGCAAAAAUUCAAGACAAAGAAGGAAUUCCUCCAGACCAACAAAGAUUGAUCUUUGCUGGAAAGCAACUUGAAGAUGGGCGCACACUCUCUGAUUACAAUAUACAAAAGGAAUCAACCCUGCAUCUUGUACUUCGUCUGAGAGGAGGAAUGCAAAUUUUUGUAAAAACCCUUACUGGGAAAACGAUAACUCUAGAAGUGGAGGCUUCAGACACUAUCGAAAAUGUCAAGGCCAAGAUUCAGGAUAAAGAAGGUAUUCCACCCGAUCAACAGAGAUUGAUCUUCGCUGGUAAACAAUUGGAGGACGGUCGCACGCUGUCCGACUAUAAUAUUCAAAAGGAGUCAACUCUUCAUCUUGUUCUUCGCCUUCGUGGUGGCCGAUGAUUUAAUAUAUUGAUCGCACCUUAAUUUAAAAAAUUAUAUUAAGUAAAUAGAAACUAAUUUUUUUACUUUUAGCCAUCAUAGCUAUUGAUUGCGUGAUAUAUAAUCUUAUUAAGUAUUUACUUGAAAUAAAUGGAUUAUAAAUAG
Molecule: messenger RNA, 1915 nt
Organism: Bombus impatiens (common eastern bumble bee)
Lineage: Eukaryota; Metazoa; Arthropoda; Insecta; Hymenoptera; Apidae
Gene: Ubi-p63E
Product: polyubiquitin-C
Biological process (GO): protein ubiquitination; modification-dependent protein catabolic process
Cellular component (GO): nucleus; cytoplasm
Molecular function (GO): ubiquitin protein ligase binding; protein tag activity
Source: RefSeq, a predicted model, not a curated record